ACAUACAGCCACCUGAUUUGGCUUUUUUCAUCUCAAAAUUAGUGAUUCCUGAUUCUGCUUAGUUUGCUGCAAAGAAUGUGACGACAGUGAUGUAUUGGUGAUUGGUACUGCUGAGAGACGCAACGGGAAAGGGAGCCACCCUCAAGGUCAAUCACCAUACCGAUGACUGAGUACGGAGCCUCAGGAAGAUCAGGAGAUGGUAUCAAGAUGUGGGACAGUAACCGUCGCCCUUCGUUUGUUGGUAGACAACAAGGAUCAAUGGUGCGAAACCGAGGGCACGAAAACGUACGGGAGUGCAGAUUAGGCGUACGAAUACGCACGAAUACGUACGAAGUAUGUCCGACCGGAAAUAUCGCCGUCGGUAGCGGCAUGGGGAGGCGAGGUGUCAAAUGUCAAGCGCCCUGCCCCUUGACGUUGCUGUCAUCUCGCCAGUCAACGUGCUUGCUGCACAUGGUGUGGCUGCCGUGCAUCGUGCCCAGCCAACAUGAUACAUACCUGUCACCAACAUCAACGGGAGCCGAAAGACUUCGGAGGCAGGUCUCGGAAGAUGGAAGAAAGGAGGCGUCCAGUCGGAAUGUGGAGGCAGAAAAUGACUUUCUUUGUCAUCGCCAUGGGGUUCGCAUUCGUUUCUCGUCUGUGCGAUUUUGUCAUGCUACUGACUGCUGCGCCUGCAACGGUGCUGUGGUCAUGCAAAGCGAAAGCAGGUCUCAGGACGACAUCCAGACAUUGCAUGAUGGGGAAACCCUGAUCAUGCGUACGUGAUAGGGCAAGGUUGUGCUGAUCCUCCUCACGAGGUCUCACAGGAUGUCUAUCUUGCACACUCCAGACACUUUUAGUCCCGGGCAAUUAUCAUCUAUGUCCCAGCCUCCACAGCCAGACAGGCUAAAACAAGCUCGACGCAAGCGCUGGGAGUGUCAAGAUGUUACGCCGUCAGGUUUCGCCCCGAGUCAAUGCAUCCU
This is a messenger RNA of Ilyonectria robusta, 959 nucleotides long. RefSeq lists its product as uncharacterized. The record is from RefSeq and is a predicted model, not a curated record. The transcript has a single exon. Lineage: Eukaryota; Fungi; Ascomycota; Sordariomycetes; Hypocreales; Nectriaceae. The coding region runs from base 163 to 762 and encodes 199 amino acids.